Messenger RNA from Paramecium pentaurelia, 885 nucleotides. The record is from the annotation of a GenBank genome assembly. Lineage: Eukaryota; Ciliophora; Oligohymenophorea; Peniculida; Parameciidae.
AUGGAAGAAUCACUGUUUCAUUGCUAUCAUGAAAUGAUUCCAAUUGCCUCGUUUUCUGAAUCUCCCCUUCUCUAAAAAGAAGAAUAGCCAUUAAUAGAUGAGGCUUAUACUGAAAAACUGAUAGUUGAAAGUUAGAUGAUUAAAUCAAAUAGAAUAUAGCGUAUAUUUGAUAUUCAACAUAAGCUAAACAAACCAAAAUAAAGUUACAAAGUUGAAUUAGAAUUAUCAAUAAUUUUAUUGAGAGAAAUGAAAAUUAAUAGAUAAUUAGAAUUUUUUAUGUUGAUUUCAAUCUUAGUUGAUAGUUUGAUCAGACUAAAUUCUUAUAUAUAUUUAUUUCUUCUAUUAGUUGAUAAAGAAAGUGAUGGUAAGAUUCUGUUAUAUUAUCUUAUUCUAAUACCAAGAUUUUACUUUUUUUUAAGUUUAAUAAGAAUGUUGUUUAGGAAAUUGCACUUGUAUAGAAACCAACCAAUUUUAAUGAUAAUUGUAUUAUUUCGAUAAAAUUUUACUAAUAAAAAUAUGAUUGAAGAAGCAUCAAAGGAAUGGUAUGAUUGGAGGAAUGAAUCAUCUCAAUUUAAUCUCAAAUAACUUGUAAUUUAUUUACUAACUCCUAAUGAAUUAUCAUAUUUUUAGUUAAAAUCACUAAAAAAUGGAGUAAAAACAUAUAUAGUUACAAGUUUUAUAUUAAAAACAAUAGAGAUAGUCAUGUUUUCUCCAAUUAUGCUAAUACUUUUAAAUUUUAAUGAAAAAAUAAUGAGCAAAUAAUUUUUAAUUCCAAAUGGCUAUUAAAAAUUUACUCUCGUUUUAAUAUAUAUUGAUGGAAUUAAAUACAUAUUCUUUAGUAUUUUUUACUUAACAAAAAGAAACUAUUAGAUUAAUAAAUUUUGA